Molecule: messenger RNA, 288 nt
Organism: Laetiporus sulphureus 93-53
Lineage: Eukaryota; Fungi; Basidiomycota; Agaricomycetes; Polyporales; Laetiporaceae
Exons: 2
Coding region: 1-288 (95 amino acids)
Source: RefSeq, a predicted model, not a curated record
AUGGGCUGCCCAAGGCGGUCAAACAACAGAGCAAACCAGGCAAUCGAGACAAUUCUCGCAUUGCAGAAGAUCCUGCAGACAUACCAGAUGACAGUCCAUGACCUCGAACGCAAGCUCAUGGGAGAUGGGAGCUUUUUUGAUAGCAGUGAACUCAUCAUUCAGCUUGAGGAUGUGCAAAUGAAGUGUACCACGAUCGCUCAAGCAAUCGUGUGGAAGAAGGCGGCACUUGGCAUUGCCGAUCAAGCAAGGCUAUCCAGCCUUGUCAACAACAAAUUUCUUCAGCUCUAG